Messenger RNA from Penicillium soppii, 1005 nucleotides. It is a transcript of the gene ramB, whose product is annotated as bifunctional protein farnesyltransferase/protein geranylgeranyltransferase. Gene Ontology annotation, molecular function: protein farnesyltransferase activity; CAAX-protein geranylgeranyltransferase activity. Gene Ontology annotation, cellular component: CAAX-protein geranylgeranyltransferase complex; cytoplasm; protein farnesyltransferase complex. The transcript is spliced from 3 exons. Lineage: Eukaryota; Fungi; Ascomycota; Eurotiomycetes; Eurotiales; Aspergillaceae. Bases 1 to 1005 code for a protein of 334 amino acids. The record is from RefSeq and is a predicted model, not a curated record. Gene Ontology annotation, biological process: protein farnesylation; protein geranylgeranylation.
AUGGAAGGAGACUAUUCUGCCAAUCCUGAAUGGGCAGACAUCACCCCAAUUGAGCUGGACGAUGGCUCAAGCUCGGGCGCCAUGCCGCUGGCUACCAUCGCCUACCCACCCGAGUAUCUCGAGGCGACAUCAUAUCUGCGUGCCGUGAUGGCCGCCAACGAGAUGUCUGAGCGGGCAUUAAAGCUAACCGAGAAUGUGAUCUCGAUGAACCCGGCGCACUACACCGUAUGGAUUUACCGAGCAAAGAUCCUCUUUGCACUGGAAAGAGACAUCAACGAGGAGUUGAGCUGGCUGAAUGAUGUUUCAUUAAAAUAUCUCAAAAAUUAUCAAAUCUGGCACCACCGUCAAGUCUUAAUGUCAUCAAAAGCACACUUCCCAACCUUCCCACCCAAAGAAGCAGACUUCCUAAUGGAGAUGUUCGCCCAAGACUCAAAGAACUACCACGUAUGGACCUAUCGCCACUGGCUUGUGCGCCACUUCCAGCUCUGGGACGAGCCCCGCGAGCUAGAAGACGUGGAAGCUCUUCUAAAAGCCGACGUGCGCAACAACUCCGCCUGGAACCACAGGUACAUGCUGCGCUUCGGACCGCGGGACACCUCCUCGCCAGACGCGGGGAUGGUGAAUGCAGGCGAUAUGAGCACGGCGCCGGCCGACAAGGGCCGGCUGCCACUGGUCGAUGAGGACGUUAUCGAUGGCGAGCUGAAGUUCGCGCAGGAGGCUAUUCUGCGCGCGCCGGAGAAUCGGAGUCCGUGGUGGUAUGCGCGGGGUGUGUUGAGGGCUGCUGGGAGGGAGCUUGGAGAGUGGGAGAAGUUUGUUGCGGGCUUCGUUUCGGAAGGUGCCGUUAAGAGUUCGCAUGCUGUUGAGUGGUUGGCUGAUUUGCAUGCGGGGAACGGCGCGGAGGCGGAGGCGGUUCGUAUGUUCACUAUGCUCAAGGAGAAGUAUGAUCCUAUUCGGAAGAAUUAUUGGGAUUAUCGCAUUCGGAAAUUGGAUCAGAUUGUGGCUUGA